This is a messenger RNA of Physella acuta, 1271 nucleotides long. RefSeq names its product gonadotropin-releasing hormone receptor. Gene Ontology annotation, biological process: cellular response to hormone stimulus; G protein-coupled receptor signaling pathway. Lineage: Eukaryota; Metazoa; Mollusca; Gastropoda; Physidae. Gene Ontology annotation, molecular function: G protein-coupled receptor activity; peptide binding. Gene Ontology annotation, cellular component: plasma membrane. The record is from RefSeq and is a predicted model, not a curated record.
GUGUUCGCCCUCUACCUGUCCACCUACAUCACUGUGGCCAUCUCACUGGACCGUUGUGUGGCCAUCCUUGACCCCAUGCGGCGUAACGGUGCCGCCCAGAGAGUGAGGAUCAUGAUCCUGUUUGCCUGGAUACUUAGUGCCUUGUUUAGUAUUCCCCAGCUGAUAGUGUUCAGUGCACUCCAGGGCCCCUUCAAGGAGGAGUUCUACCAGUGCGUGACGUUUGGCUCCUACGACAGCGCCUGGCAGCCCCAGAUGUACGCCAUUGUCUCCCUAAUGCUCAUGUUUGUACUGCCCCUGGCCGUCAUAGGCACGGCUUACGGCCUUAUCUUCACAACCAUCUCACAGAAGUCAAAGGAACAUUCUGUGCUGGACGGUAUCCAGAUGCCGGCCACCAAGUCCUGGGUCACACGUUGGGUCAACUAUAAGCUCUACUUCUGCACGUCGUUGUGUAAGAAACCGAUCUCUAAACGAGCAUCCAUUAUGACGUCAUGCUCCUCGGACCCAUCACGCGGGCCCGUGCGCAGUCACCUGCUGCGCAAGGCCAAACGGAAGUCACUGCGCAUGUCCGUGGUGAUCGUCCUGGCCUCCAUCGUCUGCUGGACGCCCUACUACAUCCUCUUCAUCUUCACGUCCUUCUUCUCCAAGGAGCGGGUCAUCGACCCGGAUGUCUUCAACUACUUCGCCAUCUUCGGGCUCUCCAACUCGCUGCUGAAUCCCAUCAUCUACGGAGCCUUCCAGCUUUGCAAGGUGCAAUACUGUAGCCCCAGUUCCUGGAGAAGAAACGCAUGGCGCGGCACGUGGCCAAAGCUGCAGAGCUCCAACCCAAGUCCCAAUCGCCGUUCCGAUUUUCCGCCCGGCACACCUGCUAGCAGCUCCAUGUCACGUGACUCCCGGAACCGGCUGCUGACCAACGACUGCCACUGUGAGAUGUGCCACUACGACUCAAAGGACCAGAAAGUCUACUUCCCUUUGCUGGACCGGAAGCACGCAGACCGGAAGCACUCGCAGCCCGGCUCCGGCAAGUGCUGGAACUUUACCCAGAAGCACUUCACGAACGGGGAAGUGAAAGACUGCCUUUGUUUCCAUUCCUACUAGGACUCUAGCGCUGAUCAAGGUUGUUAUUGAGGGGAUCGUGGUUGUAUAUAGUUUGCUGGCCUUCAAGACGAUUGGAGUAUACUCAAAAACGUAUUUUAAAUAGAAAUUCUUCAUCCAGUUUUAAUUUUUUUUUUAACAUUAAAGAGGGUAUCCAUUUGUGACGUUACACUUAUUAA